Corticium candelabrum is the source of this 918-nucleotide messenger RNA. Its product is annotated as collagen triple helix repeat-containing protein 1-like. Lineage: Eukaryota; Metazoa; Porifera; Homoscleromorpha; Homosclerophorida; Plakinidae. The transcript is spliced from 4 exons. The record is from RefSeq and is a predicted model, not a curated record. Bases 33 to 665 code for a protein of 210 amino acids.
GGCAGCAGUAAUCGAAUUUGUAACGUUGAAGAAUGUCGAUUACAGUGUCGUUUCUUCUGUUACCAUCACUAGUCUUUCUCCAGACUGUUGUGAUUGCACAAUCUACUACUGUUUGUACUACUCCAACACCAACACCAUACCAGCGCUUUGCCAGCACUGAGACACCGACUACAGCAUUUCAUCGAAAGAAUAGCAACGGAGAAGAGAAUCGUUCAACCUGGAAACAAUGUGUUUGGAAUACGACAAACGCCACUGACGACGGACUGAUACAUGAGUGCAAUUUCACAGUAGAAAGUUGUGGCAACUCUCUUCAUGUCGUCUACUCAGGAGUCAACAGAGUCUAUUGUAACGGUUAUCAGGAAUGUUGCUCCAGAUGGUACUUUACCUUCGAUGGUGAUGAAUGUGAUGAUCCCGCACCUAUUGACCUGGUGGUUUUCAAGCGGUACACAGAGGACAGUCCCUACAGGACAAGACAAAUGGAAGGAUAUUGUGACAAGAUGCCCAAUGGAGUUGUGACCGUAGGGCUCCAUGUAGGCACAUGCAAAGGCAUGAUCGACGAACUUGCUAAUGCGUACACAGGAUGGAAUGAGAAAUCACCGUCUCGUAUUCUUGUUCAAGAAAUGGGUCCACCUCAAGAUCAAUCAGAGUCUAUGCCUCCACCCUAGAUAUCUAAUAUGUCUGGACCACUGAGUGACCGGUUGCUCUAUUCUUUAACCUUGCAUGUUUCUUGUAUGUUAGUGCUAUGAGCACCAAACCUAUAGUUAUCAUUCUAGCGUAAUUGGUAAUGUGAGAUUGCAGAGCAUGCCCUGAACCUGAACAAGAUGUAUUGUAUCUACGAGUGUAUACUUUCAUACAAUAAUUUCGUCAUCCUAGUAAACAUGGCUAUGUUCUAAUGUACAUUAAACCCAGCCCUUGUGC